AUGAAAUCUCAAUUUGAAGUAUACUUGAGAUUAAAGCCAUCCAAUAAUCAAUCUUAAAAUGCCAUGCAAUAUCAAUUGUAUCAUAAUAAGCGAUUAUAAGUCCUAUUGCCCAGACAUGUCAAAUUCGGAUUAGUCAAUAAUAGCAGAGAUAAUCUAGAAUUCAAUUUCACUCAUGUGUUCGAUCAAAAGUCUACCUAAGAAUAAAUAUUCAGUACUGUCACCAUCCCAGUCAUUAACAGUUUCCUAGAUGGCUAUAAUGCUACCAUUUUUGCUUAUGGUUAAACUGGAUCAGGUAAAACAUACACCAUGAGUGGUGCUGAAACUUGGCAAUUACGUGGAGUGAUCCCAAGAGCACUCUCCUAUAUUUUUGAUGAAAUCGAUAAACGAACCAAGUUCCAAUAUAAAAUCUACAUCUCCUUCAUGGAAAUUUAUAAUGAAAAUGCCUACGAUUUAUUAGAAAAGAGACAUCUUGAAACCCCUUUAGAGUAAUGGAACAAAAUUGCACUAUAUGAGGACGAUCAAAAUAACAUUCACCUCAAAAACUUGUCAAUUCAUUAGUGUAAUAACGAGCAAGAAGGAAUAGAUCUACUCAUGAUGGGCAAUUUUAUUAGGCAAGUUAGUUCCACUCCAAUGAAUCAAUCAAGUUCAAGAUCCCAUUGCAUAUUCACUGUGACUCUUGAAGGUUGUGACACAACUAGUGAAACAUGUUUCGUAAGCAAACUGCACUUGGUCGAUUUGGCUGGAUCUGAAAGAAUCAGCAAAUCUUAAGUUGAAGGCAAUCUCCUAAAUGAAGCAAAAUAUAUCAAUCUUUCAUUAACCUACUUAGAAUAAGUCAUAAUAGCCCUAAACGAAAGGAUGAAGGGUGCCAAUAGAUAACAUAUACCAUACAGGAAUUCAUUAAUGACUACUCUCCUCAAAGAUUCUCUGGGAGGCAAUUGUAAAACAGUCAUGAUUUCAACAAUUAGUUCUGAAAAUGAUAACAUUGAAGAGACCUUGUCAACAUUAAGAUUUAGUUAAAGAGUUGGUUAAUUAGAAAAUGAGAUAAGAAGAAACGAAAAAGUGGAUUUAGAGGCAGUAGUCAAAAGGUUGGAAUAGGAAAAACUCCUCCUUAUUAGAGAAUUAGAAUAAUAUCAAAGAGGUGGCAAUGUCAAUUCGAACAAUAAGAAAUUGUAAACUUAAUAAUAAAUGUUGCCUCUGUCUAAUGGAUAGUCUUUGAAUCAAAAGGAAGUCUCAGAAAAGGUAGAACUCUAUUUAAAUGAACGCCUUUCUUAAUUAGAUAUUAAAAGCGUAGAGGAAGCCUAAUUGUGCUUUGAAGCCAUGAAAGACCUCUACAACACAAGGAUGAAGGAAUAUGUUCAUGAACUUACAUUUAUCUCUGAAAAGCUAUAGAAAUAUGAUGAACUCUUAACCAGAAAGAAAGAGCAGAGUUCCUUUUUAGAACAAAAAGAAAACAGUUCUCCUGAAGUCGAAGUUUAUAGAAGAAAUGAAUCUCCUUAAAUCAAUUUAAAAAAGAAACCAAACUAGUGA
Messenger RNA from Paramecium tetraurelia, 1527 nucleotides. RefSeq lists its product as uncharacterized. Gene Ontology annotation, molecular function: ATP binding; microtubule binding; microtubule motor activity. NCBI's taxonomy places the organism in Eukaryota, Ciliophora, Oligohymenophorea, Peniculida, Parameciidae. The transcript is spliced from 6 exons. The record is from RefSeq and is a predicted model, not a curated record. Gene Ontology annotation, biological process: microtubule-based movement; mitotic spindle organization.